Molecule: messenger RNA, 994 nt
Organism: Acanthochromis polyacanthus (spiny chromis)
Lineage: Eukaryota; Metazoa; Chordata; Actinopteri; Pomacentridae
Gene: pigp
Product: phosphatidylinositol glycan anchor biosynthesis, class P
Exons: 5
Coding region: 307-696 (129 amino acids)
Biological process (GO): GPI anchor biosynthetic process
Molecular function (GO): phosphatidylinositol N-acetylglucosaminyltransferase activity
Source: RefSeq, a predicted model, not a curated record
ACUAGACAUCACGCGGGACUAUGUUUAGACAAGAUGGGUUUGACGAUGCUGUGGAUGUUUCAUAGCUUCAGUGUGUGAAAGAGAAGAUUUUUGAUAUAAUUUUUGACUUUAACUUGUUUUACUUUAGACAGUCAGCUUCAUUUAUGUGUCGAAUAAGUACGUCGCGUCUUAUGUUUUGAAGUCUUGGUUAAAAAUUCAGCUCGAUUGUGUUGACAGGAACAUAUCUGGUGUUGAUUUUGAAAACAUCAAAUGCUUUCAGCAGGAUUAUAGCUAAACAAAAGCAAAACAAAUCCGUGUUUAUAGAUCAUGGUGGAAAAUUCUCCUUCUCCUCUGCCUGAGAGGGCCAUUUAUGGGUUUGUUCUCUACCUCGGCUCACAGUUUGGCUUCUUUCUUUAUUGCUUGUGGGCAUUUGUUCCAGAUGAGUGGCUUCAUUCAAUAGGGCUCACUUACUGGCCUCAAAAGUAUUGGGCUCUUGCAGUGCCAAUCUACCUGCUGGUGGCUUUAAUGAUCUCUCUAUUGCUGUUGUUUGGAGUGAACUUGAACAACACGGCUCCACUCGACUCCGUGGACAACAUCACAGAUGUGUAUGCACAAGGCCAGAGGACAGAAUGCUCCCGUAAGGGGGGAAUUCCUCGACUAAGGGAUGUUUCCAUCAGUGAAGUCAACCAAAUGUUCUAUUUAUCACCCAAGAUGUAGCAAACACAAACUGCUUUUGCUUCAGGCAGAGUAGCAGUGAAGCUGCUGGGGAUUUUUUAUUGUGGUGUCACUGGUUAACAUUUAUUUACAAAGGAUGGAUUAUGCUUUAUAUGUUUUUCAAAGGGCACAACAUGGGAAGAAGCUAGUCUGAAACAGUUGAAUUGAUUCUUUGUUUUAUGCUUCUAUACUGGGGUGAACUGAUGUGCUGUGUGUUAAUACCAGUGAUGAGCUGAAAGUGAUAUAACAACAUCAGGAGUAUAUGAUUAUGUGCAAUAAAUUACACCUUUUUUGAAAUAUA